Messenger RNA from Radiomyces spectabilis, 1446 nucleotides. RefSeq names its product WD40-repeat-containing domain protein. The transcript has 6 exons. The record is from RefSeq and is a predicted model, not a curated record. Bases 120 to 1373 code for a protein of 417 amino acids. Gene Ontology annotation, cellular component: nucleus. Gene Ontology annotation, molecular function: protein binding. Lineage: Eukaryota; Fungi; Mucoromycota; Mucoromycetes; Mucorales; Radiomycetaceae.
CUUACCCUUAUUAAUUGAUUGAUGACGUCGACAUCAAUAUAAACGCCUUGGUACGCAAUCUGGCUUCUCGCGUUGGUAUCUUUGGCUUUUCUCUUUUUUUUCGGUUUUUGUUGUCGCUCAUGCAUAACUCAAGACAAACGUCCAAUUCCUCGUCCAAAGAGAUAUACCAGUAUGAUGCUCCGUGGUCGGUGUUUGCUCUCGACUGGAGCAAAUGUCCCCAUGAGCGCAAAGCGUUUCGUAUGGCCAUUGGUAGCUUCAUAGAAGAUAGCAACAACAAGCUACAAGUUAUUCAGCGCACUGAUUUGAUUGAUGGUGUUUACGGUUCCAGUCAUCAACCCAGAGAUUUUACGGCUGUGGCAGAAGCGGACUCACACUAUCCCCUGACCAAAGUUUUAUGGGAACCGUGGAGGGGUGAUGCACGGAACUCGGAUCUUCUUGCUACGACGGGCGACAUUCUACGGAUAUGGGAAUUGGUGGAUAACCCACGAUACGGCAAUACCAGCAAUUCCAUCAAUAGCUCCAGUGGCCGAUCAAGCCCACCUUAUUAUAUGCAACAGCUAGUGAAAAAAGCUGAACUGGUCAACAUGAAACAAACCGAUUUCUGCGCUCCGCUCACUUCGUUUGACUGGAACGAAACAGAUCCAUCAUUAAUCGUUACAGCCAGCAUCGACACAACAUGCACAGUCUGGAAUGUUGAAACCAAUCAAGCCAAAACCCAAUUAAUUGCCCAUGACAGCGAUGUUUACGACGUAGGCUUCAUGCAUGGAUCGGCUGAUAUCUUUGCCAGUGUUGGUGCCGAUGGUUCAGUUCGACUGUUCGAUUUAAGAUCGCUUGAACAUUCAACAAUUCUAUACGAGGCGCCUCCAGCGGCCUCCAAUGUUCCGCGCCGAUCAAAUGGAGAAUACACGGCCGGCAAUCCAGGCACAUUUCCACUCUUGCGAUUGCAAUUCAACCGAUGCAAUCCCAAUUUAUUGGCCACCUUUCAUAUGGAUUCUUCGGCUGUUCAAAUCUUGGAUAUUCGUUAUCCAAGUGCUCCUGUUGCCGAGCUUGUGAAAGGUCAUCAAGGAAGCGUCAACUGCAUCAGCUGGUCCACCACACAAUCUGAUCUCCUUUCUACUGGAGGGGAGGAUUCUCAAGUGCUGGUUUGGAGUAUCCAACGACAAAUGGCUGAUGUUGAAGGAUCGCAUCGCCAUUCCUAUUAUCAGCAACCAUCGCAGCAACAACGUCACAGCCAACAAUUGCCACGAUCGGUCAAAGAUCCGGUCUUGGCGUAUACCGCCGAAUCAGAGAUCAAUUCAUUAUCAUGGAGUAAAGGUGCGCCCGAAUGGAUCGGCACGGCUUUUGGAAAAACCGUGCAAGCGCUCCACGUGUGAAAGGAACAAUGUUGUCAUAAACAUUCAUUGUAUUGGAGGCGAAUGAUAAUAAAAAAACAAACGAUGACAGUUG